Molecule: messenger RNA, 2907 nt
Organism: Mobula hypostoma (lesser devil ray)
Lineage: Eukaryota; Metazoa; Chordata; Chondrichthyes; Myliobatiformes; Myliobatidae
Product: Y+L amino acid transporter 2-like
Exons: 10
Coding region: 37-1836 (599 amino acids)
Biological process (GO): amino acid transmembrane transport
Cellular component (GO): membrane
Molecular function (GO): basic amino acid transmembrane transporter activity; L-amino acid transmembrane transporter activity
Source: RefSeq, a predicted model, not a curated record
GGCAGACAGAGGGAAGGAGGAAGGCGGAGACAGGGAAUGUGUGAUCACUGGUUGAGCGAGGUCUGGUGGUGGCUGGAGAAGCUGAGCUUAGCACUUUCUCUGUGGGGUGAUUCACAUGACUCCCAGCCCCACCAUGGGGUAAGACAAAUCUCUCUAUUUACCUCGGUGAUUGGGAGCUGCAGAUUCAGUCCCUGGAACCCAACCGAUCAGUUCAGCUUCAGAGCGGAUUCCCUGGCCGUCCUGCCCUCGGGCUAUGAGAAGAGCGAACGGGCCCCCAUGUCUGAUCCGGUUCGAUACUCCAACGUGUCCUCGGGGAAGGGCUCCCAGGACCCCGCCCUUGACUGCCAGUCCUCUCCCUCUGCCCCUCCCCUUCCCUCUACCUCCGGCGAGGCCAUCCAGCUUCGGAAAGAGAUCUCCCUUCUGAAUGGCGUGUGCUUGAUUGUGGGGAACAUGAUCGGCUCUGGCAUCUUCGUCUCGCCCAAGGGGGUUCUGAUGUACAGUGCCUCCUACGGCCUCUCGCUGGUCGUCUGGGCGCUGGGGGGCAUCUUCUCCAUCUUCGGGGCACUUUGCUACGCCGAGCUGGGCACCACCAUCACCAAAUCGGGCGCCAGCUACGCUUACAUCCUGGAGGCUUUCGGCAGCUUCCCCGCCUUCAUCCGCCUCUGGACCUCGCUGCUGAUCAUCGAGCCCACCAGCCAGGCCAUCAUCGCCAUCACCUUUGCCAACUACAUGGUGCAGCCUGUCUUCCCCACCUGCAUGCAGCCCUACCUGGCCGCCAGACUGCUGGCGGCUGCCUGCAUCUGUAUCCUCACCUUCACCAACUGCGCCUAUGUGAAAUGGGGGACGCGUGUGCAGGACAUCUUCACCUACGCCAAGGUGCUGGCACUGAUCGUGGUCAUUCUAGCCGGUUUGGUCAAGCUGGGCAUGGGCGAGACGCAGAACUUUGAGAAUUCCUUCCGAGGCUCCUCCUGGCAUCCAGGCGACGUGGCCCUGGCUCUCUACUCAGCCCUCUUCUCAUACUCCGGCUGGGACACACUCAACUUCGUUACCGAGGAAAUCAAGAAUCCCACGAGGAACCUGCCGCUCUCCAUUGCCAUCUCCAUGCCGAUUGUGACGGUGAUCUACAUUCUGACGAACGUGGCCUAUUACACCGUGCUGGACUUCCACGAGAUCCUAGCGAGCGAGGCUGUGGCCGUGACGUUCGCCGACCAGAUCUUUGGAAUCUUUAACUGGACCAUAAUGGUGGCCGUCGGCCUGUCCUGUUUUGGAGGUCUCAACGCCUCCAUCCUCGCCGCCUCCAGGCUGUUCUUCGUGGGAUCGCGGGAAGGUCAUCUCCCGGAUGCGCUCAGCAUGAUCCACCUGGAGAGGUUCACGCCCGUCCCAGCGCUGAUCUUCAAUGGAGCCAUGGCGUGUGUCUACCUCUGUGUGGAGGACAUCUUCCAGCUUAUCAACUACUACAGCUUCAGCUACUGGCUCUUCGUGGGGCUCUCCAUCGCCGGGCAGCUGUACCUGAGGUGGAAAGAGCCUAACCGCCCCCGCCCGCUGAAGCUCAGCCUCUUCUUCCCCAUCAUCUUCUGCCUCUGCACCAUCUUCCUGGUGGCCGUCCCUCUCUACAGCGACACCAUCAACUCACUGAUCGGGAUUGGGAUCGCACUGUCUGGAGUUCCCUUCUAUUUCCUGGGGGUUUACCUGCCUGAACACAAGAGACCUACGUUUCUCCGCGACAUCCUAGCCUCCUUCACCAGGUACACCCAGCUCAUAUGCUACUGUGUGCUGACCGAGAUGGAUUCGGGGGACACAGCAGUGGACACGGCCAGUGAGAGGAAGUCGCUCUGAGCCCAUCACCGGGCUGGGGCAGUGACUGGGAAUGGGAGAGGUGCAGCAGUUUGGCUGAGGGACUGAGGAGCACAUCGCACGUUGCCCCGGGAUCAUUGGGAAUGGAGUCGUUGGCAGGGAGAGUUCCCCUCACGGCUCCCAUUCCUCGAACAAAGCAGUGAACUCACCGCCGCUCCUCUCCCGCAUCCACCUGAGUAGACUGGAUCCUAAUCUCCAGGGAAUGGACCUAUGUAGGGUGUCGGGGCAGAGUAUUCUAGACUCCAGGGCUCUGCUUGGUUUUACCCUUCCUGCUCCCACCCUUUUCUCCUUCAAAGUUUACCCCCCCGCCCAUCUCCUGAUUCCCCACCACUCCCUCCCCAACCCAGCGCUUGGUACGCUCUCGGCCCACCACCUGACGCAGCGAGGGAGGAGCUAAGGUUGGGGUGUGGAAGCAAAUCCGCUACCCCUGCCCCCAUGUCAUCUGAAUCCUCUCGUCGAUCACGUUAUCUCUGUCACAUCCCCUCCCUCUUCCUUUCCUCCGGCACACCCUCCCUUCCCACUCUCGCCCCCUUUCGCCUAUGCCGUCUCCUAUUCUCCCUUCCCUCCCACCCUUCUCUUUUCCCCUUCUCAACCCCCACUUCCACCCUCCCCCUUUCCCACUUCCCUCACCCACUCUCCCUUUGGUUUCUUUCCCAUCCCUUUGCUUUAUCCAGCCGUUCCCACUUCUUAACCCUUCCUCCCUUUGUAACCCCCCCCCUUCCUCCUCCCAGUUCUUUUCCUGGUUUGCCUCUACCUUGCCCUCACUGGUGGCUGGGCAAAGACUUGCAAAUGGACCUUGUGAUCCCACAUGGCCAGACCGCAGGGCGGGGUCUAAUUCUCCGCCGUGACCAAAGAGGGGUCAAGGGGGAUGGCUCAGCUCCUCCUCCUCCCUUCAGAUCCCGAGUUCCGGCCACCGGACCCCAGGCAAGGCUGACUGAUAGACUGAGCGGAGCUCGGGGCCCAGUAGCAACUACUGACAAUCACAUUAAUGAUGUAAAUUAUGGCUUCUAUAACCACACAGAUAAAUACAUUAGAGUCUUAUGUUUCCGACAA